Rhopilema esculentum is the source of this 4008-nucleotide messenger RNA. Its product is annotated as RNA polymerase II elongation factor ELL2. Gene Ontology annotation, cellular component: transcription elongation factor complex. Gene Ontology annotation, biological process: snRNA transcription by RNA polymerase II; positive regulation of transcription elongation by RNA polymerase II; transcription elongation by RNA polymerase II. Gene Ontology annotation, molecular function: cis-regulatory region sequence-specific DNA binding. Lineage: Eukaryota; Metazoa; Cnidaria; Scyphozoa; Rhizostomeae; Rhizostomatidae. The record is from RefSeq and is a predicted model, not a curated record.
AAUGCGGAGGAGUAUUCGUAUGAAAAACGUAUGUGAAUGGUCAGAAGGCAGACAACAUUCGAAGGUUUUGAUCAGGAAGAGGUGUUAGGGGAAGAAAUGGAGAACAGUUUAGUCCCAAAUGAAACUUAUAGCUUAUCGACGAAAGAAGAAACAAAUCAGAGCAAAGAAUUAUUUUUUGUUAAGUUAACUGACUCAUCACUUCGUGCCGUCGAAGAGUACUUGGAGAAUAAGGCAGCCAUAAAAGGGCAUCCAAAAAUCCAAUUCUUCGGGCCGAACGGACUUCUUCACCUUCCAAGUCGUCCUGGAUCUGCAAGUCAAGAUGUUGGUAAAAAUUUCAAAUUUUCCUGCUCAUUUUUUGCAAGGGAUGGGAGGCAGGGAAUCACAGAAUGUUUGCAUCAGCCAAGCAAACAUAAAAAAAUGUUGGGCUCAAUGGGUAUGAUUGAGAAAAAAAUUGCAGUUAUGGGAACAGAUGAGGCUUAUGAAAUGACUAGAAACAAAAUGGCACAAGCUGAUCAAGAACGAAAAGGAGUCAGGACCAAGGAAAUCAAAAUUAAUCAUUCGAAGUCAAAAAAGAAGAUCACUCCUGUCGGAAAAGAGAUGAAUAAUGCAAUAAAAAAGAAGUUAGCAGGAAGUUCGUCGUUGUUGAAGCCAAUAAAUGGUUUAAAGCCAGCGACUACCGCCGGAUCAUCAUCAACUUCGAAGGGAUCAAGUUGCAAAGAUCGCGUAAUUCAUAUUCUUGCCAUUAGACCUCACAAGAAGCUUGAAAUUUUUUCAAGGCUCCAGAGAGAGGGCAUAAAUCAAAAAGAAAGAAACACUCUUGGGGCAGUGCUGCAGCAGGUUGCCACCAUGCAAGAUAACUCCUUUAAAUUAAACAAGCACUAUUAUAACGAAAUAAAGCCUGACACAUGGCCUUACUAUUCGGAAGCCGAGAAAACAGCCGUUAAAGAAAGUUUAGCUCAGUUGAUGAGCCAAGACUCAAGUCCGAAGGUCUCGUCAACAUCGAAAUCACCCGAAGAAAAAGGAAUUAAAAGACAAUUGAAUGAUGACUACAACCAUUUAUCGUCCAAAAAACAAAGAAUAGCAAAACCAAUUCAAGAUCCGUCACCCUCGUCUUCGAUUGCAUCAAAAGGAGACUCGAAUCGUGAUCAUAAUUCAAGUAAAAAGCGAUCUGAUCAACAAACUCGAACUCCAAAUAAUGCACAUAAAUUAUCGGGUAAAACAGAACUUUCAAAGAACGGAAUAUCACGGAAUGGGACAGAACGUUCCGGGACAAAACUAAAAAACGAGCCUUCAAAAAAUGAAAUUUCAAGUAAUGGGACGACUCCUUCUGUACAAAGAUUAAAAACUGAAAAGCCUGUUGCUCGUAUAUCACCUAUAAAUUCUUACAUGUAUAAUGGGAAGGAAGCCAGGUCGGUGGUGCAAGAGGAAGAAUCGUCUCCGCCAACCGUUGCCUCGACGUCGGAUAUCCCUGAUCAUGUUCUAAAGUACCAGCCUAUCAAAUCGUAUGAACAGAGAUGUAAAUACAAGCAGGAUUUCCAAGCACAGUACAGAGAGUAUAUUGAACUAAAAGAAAACAUAGACAGAGUUUCGAAUAAAUUUUUAGAGUUGGAUCGAAUUAGGCGGAAGCACCCAGAAGACAGCCAAGCCGCCCAAGAAAUAAAGCAGAAAAUAUUUUAUCUCUAUGAAGAACACCAAAAGGAUGAAAAAUACCAAGAAAUGAAACAAAAAUACGCGGAUCUCUAUGCCAGACUGAGUCACAUAAAAAAGCUAGUAGUUGAGUAUGACCAAAAGCAUUUUCAGGUGGCAUCAUGAUGCACCCUUGAGUAGUAGAGCUUAGAGUUGAGUAGUUCAUGAUGCUCGUCAGGUAUCGUUCGCAAUUUGUGCUUGCAUUUUGGAUAUCUGGGUACUUUUGCCUCGUCGCUUUCUUACACCUGUUUUGCAAGUCAAAGUUACUCGCCUUGUAUUUCUGAAUACUUCUAAUACUUAAUACUUGACACUUCUGGGUACUUCUGAAAUAUUUGAAAUGCACGUUCUACUGUCCUUUUUGUCUUCAACAAAUUUGAGUUUUAGGAAGCCCUUAAAGGAUUUGUUGCUAUUCUGUAAUGUUUACCCCCGAAUAACACUCAAAUCAUUAUUUCUUUCAAAAGUUCUCACGUAGCUUUUGCGCGAAAUGAAGUGAAUUCCUUUAAUGUCGUGUUAGCCUGUUCUCUGUUCAUUAUUGCCCAUAAUUUAUUGUGGGUGUAGUGUAGAGCAGUGUAGAAUUUUGGUUGCCCAGUGUCAAUGUUCUAUCCUUGAUAGAAAAGGACGUACAAUUUUCGAAAUACCUGUACGAUGUGAAUAUGAGGUCUAAGUAGAUAACUCAGGGGCUAGACUUAAAGUAUGUUGCUUACUAUUCUCGUCCUAAGUAUAUCGUGAAUUUCUUUUGCAAAAUGAUAUUUUGGAGUUGAACACCAAUUAUUUUGUGGAUAAGCUGCAAAAUGUUUUGUGGUUUUAGAAUAUUCUCAUAAAUUUUAUCGGUAUUUUCUCCUUAAGCCAGUCCGUAUGUUAUUAAUCCUUGCAGCCAUCGCAUCCCGUGUAAUGUUACGUUUCUUUCGAAGUACUGAUUGUUGCUUUUUUGCCCGUUGCGUGCUACCUUUCUAUAAGAAGAACCCUUUAACUCUGAGAGAAUUGUUAUUUUUAAAUUCUUUUUCAAUCGAAGAUGUUUGUAAGUUGAUUUUGUAUUGUGUGGCCUAAUUUUUCUUGUAUUUGUUUUCGUUUCAUUCGCUAUUUAAGGGUUUGUCGCUCACUUCCAAUUAAUUGCCAGUUUAAAGCUAUUGCUGAUCUUUCAUUGCUUGUAUUCAAAAAGAUAAUUUAUUUUUAAAGAUGAAAUCUUAGGUUUUUAGGAUUCUUUGGUAUCAGCAAUGAAGCCCUCAAUUGUGAUUCCCAUGUCCUAAAGGGCAUCCCUAUAAUUAGAAUUUAAGUGUAUAUCAGAGCUAGAGGUAUUCACCCCCAAACCUUAGGAGCAGGGAGAAUACUGCCCCCCCCUAAUGAUAGGGAUGUCUAUUCUCCUUCCCUAAUUGACACUAAUUUGAAAAAAAAAUACAUUCUAUUACAUAGUAUUAGAGAGUCUUCAGGGCUUUGGUUGUAAAGAAACUCUCUAGUUAAUAUUUACCAAAAUUGUCCAGUUCAUAAGCUUUAAGAGCUAUAAUGUUUUGGUCAGGAUUUUUUAAUUAAAUUUUCUUUAGGAGUAUGGUCAUUGUCCUACAAUUUUGAAUUUUGACUUUGUUAUAUUUCAAAUAGGUUGUUUUUUCUUGGUCUAACUUAAAUACUAAGGAUGUAGGCUAUUUGGUAAAAGAAUUUUUCCUAAUAUCUUUAUACCAGCUAGGGGCCACUGUUUUAGCUAAAGAAAUUGAGGUGUAAUCUUGUUGUAAAUCUUGUAUUUCUUCGCAACAUUGAAUCAGAUAAAACCACUUUUGUACCAGAAAAUGAACCUUCUUCCACUUCGUAUUGUAGAAUGUGAGGGGCCUGGGGAUGAGUUAAAUUUCGCACAGUCAAACUCUAGUACGAAGCGUUGUUGUCAUCGAAGAGGGACACAUUUUCCACCAACUGAGAUUGAGAGAAAGCAUAAAAACCAAUUUUGAUUGGUUUCAAGUGAAAUCUCCUCUCUUUGAUAAAGUUUUUCUUUUACCAAUAUAGUGAAAAUAGCAUUGCGAUUUUUGAAUCAGGAGAAUAUUGCAUCGGACAGUUGUUCAAUAGUUACAAGGAAAAAAGCUUUCUUGUUGUGUUAGUUUUAUUCAUUCCCUCGAGAGUUUGAUUGCAGCGUGAUUGCUCUUGCCCAUAGCAACUUACAUGUCCCGUCAAUUUAAUUCUUUUCACCCUCUAAUCGCCUGUUUCUUGAAUUUUGUAUUAUUUAUGACUUUGCGUGUAGAUAUGAUUUGAUUGUUCAAAACAAGGAAAAACUGUAGAACUUUGGGUCGUUGAAUUCAUUUAUUUGUGUCGACAUUAAAAGUGAAUAAUAAAUAUUGAUAA